CUUCUCCUCCCUUUUUCCCACCCAGCAGCUCAUCGGACUGCAAAGAAAGAGAAACAAAGAAGAAAGGGGUUGGGAGAAGCAGAGGGAUGCAGGGAGCAGCAAUCAAACUCAGCCACAGCCAGUGUAUAGCUGAGGCUCUUAUUGCUGAGAGAAUCACAGCUCAACUCUGCACAGCUUACACGACAGCUCAAGCAAUGAGAAGGAAGAGACAAACAAUCCCCUUCAUCCUCAUGAUCCUGGCUAUGUCCAGGCUUUGCUAGAAGACCCAAGGCACUGACAGAUGUAUUUUUUUCAUCGUAUUGACAGUCUGGAGCACAUGGAUGCUGAACAAGAGAAGAAGUUUACGGAGGCAGAAUAGGACCUACUAGAUGCUUGAUCCUUGUAUAUUACUUGGUAGCUGUUGCUAUUCUUCGCUUCUUAUUCCUUUUUAGUCUCCAAAGACCGUACAAAUAAUUCAAUUUUCAGAAAUUAAUUGGAGCUAAUGCCUUAACAUUUGUUCUUCUAGAGCUACUGACAUGACUUGAAUUGGGUUCAAUAUGUUUUGGAGCUGGAAGUCACAGUAGGGGUCUCUAAUGAUUCCCCAGCACUGAUAGGUCACCAGCUGAAGCAUUUAAAUGGAUUUACUUUGGUGAAAGGGAUUUCUCCAUGAUCUGAAUCGUGUGCUUCAGUAUAUAUUUAUUUUAAUUCUGGAUACAAUAAAGGGAUAUUUGUGAUUUAAACACAAUAAGGAACAGAGCAUAUUUUUUGAAGUUUAUUAUAACUCCAGAAUGAGGAUUCACUUGCAAGAGAAAAUCGUAGGGCAAUUGAGAUGCUGGCUUGUUUAGUAUGUUAUAAGGAUAUUUUUCAUGUUCUGCUUUUCCCACAUUUUCCUGGAUUGGAAAAUAGGAUACAUUUUGCAUUUAUGAAGUUUUUAUUCUUUGCUUGAAUUGUAUUCACCUUUCUUCACUCCAGGAUGAAGUCUGUUUUCUAUAGUCGCUUCUUCAUUCUUCUUCCUUGGGUACUGAUUGUUGUUAUUAUUAUUGAUAUUGAUACUAGGAAACCAUCCAACUCCAGCAGAGUACCCACCGCCCGCUACUACUCUCCAUACUGGAGACGCAGGAUUGGUCGCGCAGCUUUAAUGCGACCCCAGCCAAGUGACACCAGUAUGGGUACAUGGACAACUAAUCAGGAGCACCUAACCAGUCUUAAUUCUCAUAAGGGAAAGAAUGACUCUCUUCCCGUUAUAUAUGCCAUCACCCCCACGUACAGUCGACCUGUUCAAAAAGCAGAACUAACUCGACUGGCUAACACAUUCCGUCAGGUGCCUCGGUUACACUGGAUAGUAGUAGAGGACUCUGCUCAGUCAACAGAUUUGGUAAGGCGAUUCUUGGCCAGGGCAGGUGUAAGGGCCACCCACCUGCAUGUUCCCACACCACGGAGGUACAAAAAAUCGGGUUCACCUCGAGCUACUGAACAGAGGAAUGCAGGAUUAGCUUGGCUACGACAACAAUACCAACCCCAGAGGUCAUCAGUCCAGUCACCUGCACAACAGGAGUACCCCGCAGGUGUUGUCUUCUUUGCAGAUGAUGACAACACAUAUAGUCUGGAGCUUUUCCAGGAGAUGCGCUCAACUCGGAAGGUUUCAGUGUGGCCAGUUGGCCUUGUUGGAGGAAGACGUUAUGAACGGCCAGUUGUAGCAAAUGGGAAAGUUGUGGGCUGGUACACCGGAUGGAGAGCAGACAGACCAUUUGCCAUUGACAUGGCUGGAUUUGCAGUCAGCCUACAAGUGAUUCUUUCAAGCCCCAAAGCAGUAUUUAAACGACGAGGUUCUCAGCCAGGAAUGCAAGUUGAUUUUUUAAAGCAGAUAACCAAGGUGGAAGAACUUGAGCCAAAAGCCGACAACUGCACAAAGGUUCUAGUGUGGCAUACACGAACAGAAAAGGUAAAUCUAGCUAAUGAGCCCAAACAUCCUAAGGAUACAAUUAAAAUUGAGGUAUGAUAGUCAAAUGUCAUCACAUGGAAUCCUGAAAAGUGGACACCAUAUGGAUCUUUCGAUGUGGACCUUAAAAAUGAUGAGGAGCUGCCAUUCCUUCACCAUAUUGAUCAUGGCUUGGCUUUCAGCCAAAGCUUCAAGUCACUGGAAUAAAGAGAACUAAAGACACUGUGCAUUUAACCGAAGAAGCUACUGGGCCUCAGACUCCGGGUGCUGGGAAGUUCACCCCACACUUCUACUGCAGGACCAAGGAAAACAAAUGAGCUAUACCAUAGCUUCAAAGCAUACCUAGACAUUUACUCCAUAGUCCAAGGAUCAGCUAAUGUUGCCUGAAGUCAACAUAAAAACGUGCCCCCUGCCUGUGUUGUGUUUGAUAUUUUACAGCUUGUAUGUUUUUUGUACAAUGACUGCAUGUGUCAUCCCAUCACCUAAAUGCUUUUAGACAAACCAGCAGCAGGAUAAUUUGGAAGUGUGUUUGAUUUGGCCCUACGUGAUAAAAGUUAAAAUGGUUACUUAUUUUACAGAACAUUCCACUUAAAAACUACAGCACACAGAUUAACCAUUUGCCUUGUCGGUACUAAGUAAUAAACUAUAAAGCCUGAAGGGCUGCAUUAAAUACAAACAAUCUGUAGGUUCAUAGAUUAAUACAUGGGAGAAAACAUCUCAUUAAUACUAGGCACCUUAAAAUGUAAACACGAUCACUGGCAUAAAUCUGGAGUGCCUUUUAGGGAGAGACCUGUGUUUACUUCACGGGAAGAGUGAAAAGUCCAUGUGUGAAGCUUGUACACAUUCUUAUACAUUUUUUUUUUUUAGCUCUGAUUGUAAACAGAAAUUUGUCAGUUCCAUUAUCUUAACCCCAAUUUUUCAAAGCAUGUCAUCCAGACUUAUGUUGCUUUCAUGUAUGGUGGUACUUGUUCAGCACACCUUAAUUACAUCACAGCUAAUGAUAAAUGAACAUCCAAAAAAGAUACACAAGUAAUGGUGUCUGGCGAUACAUUUACAAUCAAUCUGACAAAGCAGUCAUAUCUUGGUAUGACUAGAUUUUUGUUUUGAAUAACCAAAGGGCAAUUUGGGAUUGGGUGCUAGGUUAUUGCAUUAGGAAAUUGGAAAACACCAAUUAUAUCCAGUCCCUUUAAACCAUAGCACAAUAAAACAUGUUAGAACACGUAGGUUUAUAAACAGUUAAAAAUCCUGAAAAAGUAUUGAUAUGUAAAUGUACCUUUUUUCCCCACUACCAUCAGACCUGACAAGGUGACUGAACAAGCCUCUUUAUGAACAUUUGGAAGAGAGCUUAAUAUAUACAUAUUUAAAACAAGGGGUAUUGGUGUGCAUUAAAGCAAGGAAUGUCAAAUGGUUCCUCUUGAUGAAGUCUCAUGGGCUCUUCUCAUUUCCAUAGUUGUGUACUUAGAGUCUGACCAGUGGCAUUCCCUGACCAUCCCGCUCCGACAGUGUUUGCUGGCUGACCAAAUCCCAUCAUAUUGCUUGCUCCAUUCAGAUUCAUUGCACUCAUCUGUUGAUUCAUCUGUAAAGCACAAGAAUAGUAUGUUAGUUAAAACACAAGCACAACCAGCAGCUGCAUGGAUUUCCAGUGCAUGGCUGACGUUAUUCUGUCACACUUAGAAGCUGUUCCAUUUAAAGCAGCCUUGUAAUGAGAGAUCUCUGCGGUCAUGUGAGGAUUGUGAAUGCCACAAUCUAUGAAAAGCUCAGAACUAGUACAAUAUAUGUGUAAAACCAUUACCAGCACACCUCUAUCAAAAUUACAUUGUUACCUUUAUAUGUAAAAUUUGUCAUUGUGGAAACCUUUACAAUUACACCUUUAUAGUCCUGUUCACUAUUUCUAUCCUUCCAAAUAUCACUGCAGCCUUACCCCUGUUACACAAUUCUUAGUUUCCUUUCUAAUAACUAUUUUUGUCACUGGUGUCAUUUGAUAAGUGGACAUUAACUGAAAUCUGGGUAUCAUUAAAAGAUUACACCGAUACAUAAAAACACAGACAGGAUGGUCAUCUGGAUAUUAUAUAUUCUUUUAAUAGAAGCCUGUGAAGAAAAAAACGUAAACAUGAUUUUUUUCAUAUAGUGCCUACUAGGUCUUGCCUAUUGUCUCAUUUGCGUAAAUAAAUUAUUGUAAGCACA
Rana temporaria (common frog) is the source of this 4102-nucleotide messenger RNA. It is a transcript of the gene B3GAT2, whose product is annotated as beta-1,3-glucuronyltransferase 2. Gene Ontology annotation, cellular component: Golgi membrane. Gene Ontology annotation, molecular function: galactosylgalactosylxylosylprotein 3-beta-glucuronosyltransferase activity. The record is from RefSeq and is a predicted model, not a curated record. Lineage: Eukaryota; Metazoa; Chordata; Amphibia; Anura; Ranidae. Gene Ontology annotation, biological process: chondroitin sulfate proteoglycan biosynthetic process; carbohydrate metabolic process.